GCGCAGUGGUGUAGUUUUAAUAAACAAUUUAUACUCACGUGUUCACGUGUCAUUUAUAAAAAAAAACAUUUUUCAUCAAAUUCCAUAUUAAUUUAGUGAUGAAAAAUGAAAAUUUCUCGACAGAAGAAAGUGCAAAAGCAUCUUAAUUUUUAUAAGAAUAAUUUCAAAUUCAGAGAACCCUUUCAAGUUCUCAUAGAUGGAACUUUUGCGUUCGCUGCUCUUGAGGCAAAAUUUAAUAUCAAGGAACAAAUAACGAAAUAUUUUCAAGCUGAAGUGAAACUUUUAACGACACAAUGUAUGAUUCUGGAGACAGAGAAAUUAGCGCAAUUAGAAAUGAAAUUAAAUGGAGCCUUACGAAUUAUAAAACAAUUUCCAUUACAUAAAUGUGGACACGAAAAAAAUUCUAUUUCCGGUUCCAAGUGCUUUAAUUCAAUGCUUGCUAACAAUAAUUCUUCUAGAUAUAUUAUCGCAACUCAAGAUCGUCAAUUUCAAGAUCACAUCAGAAGACUUCGAGGAGUUCCUCUUCUUUAUUUACACGACAAAGCACCGACUCUCGAAAGACCUUCUGAAGCCACUUGCAAACACGCCGAGGAAUUACGAAAUGGAACAAUAACAAAUUCUCUACAGGUUCAAACUGUAAAGAUCUUGAAGCAAAAGUCAGGUUUAGAAGAAACGGAAAUUAAACUCAAGAAAAAACGAAAAAAAGGAGGUCCCAAUCCGUUAAGUUGUAAGAAAAAACAAAAGAAAAGUGUUGUCAAUCAACCUCCAUCGAGUGGUAAAAUUCGAAAACGAAAAAGAAUUAAAAUAUCGUCUCACGUAAAAGAUGCUUUACAAAAAGAAAUUUCGUCUUGAUUUAAAAGGAUUGACAGCAACAAAAAGAACCGACUAAUUGUAUAUAUUUAAUUUUAAUUAAUAUCAAAAUUAAAAUUAAACCUAAAUUACAAAUUAUAUUUAUAAUUAUUUAUCUAACAUUAAAUAGAAAAUAAAAUACAAUAGA
Molecule: messenger RNA, 997 nt
Organism: Leptopilina heterotoma
Lineage: Eukaryota; Metazoa; Arthropoda; Insecta; Hymenoptera; Figitidae
Product: rRNA-processing protein UTP23 homolog
Exons: 3
Coding region: 106-852 (248 amino acids)
Cellular component (GO): nucleolus; small-subunit processome
Molecular function (GO): small ribosomal subunit rRNA binding
Source: RefSeq, a predicted model, not a curated record